CAGGUUGAACCGUUGAGGCGGUGUCCCUCAACGACCUCCGUAAAAAGUAAAAACGACUAACUCACCGUCCAUAGGGGCGCCUGCAUUUCAGACCCCUUACACCUUUUCAGCGUGUCAAAUAAUACUGGAACGCUGAGAGUGAUAGUGGCGCAACGCUUUUAGCAUCACUCAUCACUCAUCAGCUUCAGGUAAAACUGAAUCAUGGCUGAUGGUAGUGCUGAUCCUUUUCCAGAGUUGGGAAGUGUGUAUAGAGUGAAAUCUAAUCGACAGAACAAGAAAGGAGCUAACAAUAUCCAACUCAAUUCUAAACAAAAUGCUGACUCUAGGCAGCCACAGAACCAACCCGGUGGAAGUGCUCCAGGACCUUGGUUUCCUCAGAAUUUUGGUUCAAAUGCAUGGGGAAAUCCAAAUGCACCUCACAAAUUGGUGAACCAGGGUAAUGACAAAUCAGCAGGUUUUAACAGCAGCAAAGUGGUGGACAAGAGCAAUUCCCAAAAGAACAUGGCAUGUGGAAAUGGAGUUUAUUGUGAAAUAAGUGAUGAAGAAACCGUUGAAAGUGAGUCUGAAAUUGUGUUUGAUAGUGAUGAUGAUCUUUCUUUAGAUGGCACCGAUGAAGAUACUCUCGAGAUAAGCCAUGAAGGGUGCAAGAAAAGCAAGUGGUUCAGAAAAUUCUUUGACAAAUUAGAUAGAAUGACCACUGAACAAAUCAAUUCACAAGAGAUGUCAUUGCAUUGCCCUGCAUGCCAAGGGGGUGUUGGGGCUAUUGAUUGGUACCAAGGGCUACAGCCCCUUCUGAUUCAUUCAAGGACAAUACAAUCAAGGAGGGCAAGGCUGCACCGAGUGUUUGCCGACACUUUGGAGGAGGAGUGCAACAGGAAAAGAAUUCCAUUGAGGGCAGCUAACGAAGCUUAUGGUAAAUGGGAGGGCCUUGAUAAGAAAGUAAAGGAUCAUGAAAUAGUUUGGCCUCCAAUGGUUGUCAUCAUGAAUACAAGACAUGAGCAAGAUGAAAACAAUAAGUGGUAUGGAAUGGGGAAUCAAGAGCUCCUUGAUUGCUUCAGUAACUAUGCUGCACAAAAGGCUAGGCACUCAUAUGGUCCACAAGGACACCGGGGGAUGAGUAUGUUGGUUUUUGAUGCAUCACCAGCAGGUUAUUUAGAAGCUGUGCGCCUCCACAAGCAUUUCAAAGAGCAGGGAAGAGACAAGGAGGCAUGGAACCGAUGUCAGAAUCCAAUUGUUCCAGGUGGGAAGCGCCAACUUUAUGGCUACUUGGCUUCUAGAGAAGAUAUGGAUAUUUUCAACUGGCACUGUGCAGGAAAGUCAAAAUUGAAGUUUGAAAUGAGAUCAUACCAAGGCACAGUAGAGAGCAAGAUAAAGCAUAUAAAUGAUGAUAGUCGAUUGCUUGGAUAUUUUAAGGAUAAGAUAGCUAAAGAACAAUUGAAAUCAAAAGUUCUUGAAGAGUCUUUAUCUAGAAUGACUGGAAAAUUACGCAUCACAAUGGAAGAAAACCGUGUUAUGAGGGAGCGUGUUAAAGAACAUCAUCAAGAGAGCACAGAGGAGAUGGAUGCACAAGAGAUAUUUUUCAAACAGCAACUCCAAAUCAUAGAGCAAGCUAUAGUUUCAAAAGAAGAUGACUAUGAAGUUUUGCAGCAAGCAAGGCUAGAAAAAGGGGUAGAGGAAAACAUACAUAGUGUUGAGAAAGUCAUUGGUUUCCUAAGUGUUGAAGAGAGCAGGAUGAAGCAAUUUGGGGAGGUAAGAAUUAAUAUUGCAAAAAUUUAUCACCAGAAGAUGAUGGCUCUGAGGAAGAAGCAGUUCGAGGAGCAGCUUGAACUUGUGAAGGAUUUGGAAAAUGAACUGACUCAACUUUUGGACAAUGCUUCAGCCAUUUCUCAAGAAGAAAACUCUCAGAAAUGAAUGGCGGGUGGAUCACACUGGCAAGAGAAAGCGAAACACAUGCUGAGGAAAGCAUAAUUUAAUUUUGUAGUGAACUAGUGAUACAAAUUUUUUGGAUCAUCUUUUAAAGUUUAAAAAUGGUAGAGUUUAUGUUAUCUGGUAUGUAUCACAAGAUUGAGAGUUUUCAUCCCAAUUUUCUGAUUAUAAAAUUCUGAUUAUUGAGUUUAAGAUGAAUCACCACAUCCAUUAAGAAUUAAGAUUUAUUCCAAG
Arachis ipaensis is the source of this 2160-nucleotide messenger RNA. RefSeq names its product protein SUPPRESSOR OF GENE SILENCING 3-like. Gene Ontology annotation, biological process: regulatory ncRNA-mediated gene silencing; defense response to virus. The record is from RefSeq and is a predicted model, not a curated record. NCBI's taxonomy places the organism in Eukaryota, Viridiplantae, Streptophyta, Magnoliopsida, Fabales, Fabaceae.